AUGGGGUCGCCGUUUGAUUUUAAAGAUAGUAAGGGUUGGUUAGAUGUAUUCAAAAAAAGACAUAAUAUAGCUUUAGUGAAAGUGUAUGGGGAAAGUGCAAGUGCUGAUGAAGAUUCCGCGAUAACAUUUUGUAAUAAUUUUACAAAAUUACUGGAGGAAGAUGAUAGUAUAAAUAUAGAUAAUAUCUAUAACAUGGAUGAAGCUGGUCUUUUAUGGAAAGCCUUACCAUCAAAGACCUUGAUAGAAAGAAAAGACAAGGUCGUAAAGGGGUAUAAAAGCCGCAAGGAGCGAAUUACAGUAGCGCUAUGUGCAAAUGCAUCUGGGACGCACAAGUUGAUGCCCCUAGUUAUUAAUAAAUUUGAAAAUCCUAGAGCUCUGAAGCAUUGUAAAAGUAAUCUUCCCGUCAUCUUCAAAUCUCAAAAGAAUGCGUGGAUGACACAAACAUUGUUUCGUGAUUGGUUUGAAAAUUAUUUUAAGCCCAGUGUACGGACAUACCAGCUAAACAAAAGAGUAACUGGAAAAGUUAUUUUGUUAUUGGAUAAUUGCGCAGGACAUACAGUGCCGCCUGAAUUAUUGGAUGCAGAUAAUUUCAAAAUUAUGUAUCUCCCGCCAAAUACCACCAGCUUAAUUCAACCCAUGGACCAGGGUAUAAUAGCUAAACUGAAAUGUCUGUAUCGCCAUAAAACAUUAAGGAAAACUAUUACUUACCAAUGCGGAAUAAGUGAAUUUCAGAAGCAGUUUACAUUAAAAGAUUGCAUAGAAAUACUGCACGAGUCAUGGAGCGAAAUAUCUGCGAAUAAUAGUAUUAAUUCAUGGAAGAAAAUUAUUCCGAGUCAGGCGGAUUGGUAUCAUCGUGUUAUGAGGGAGGACAUAACCAGCUUUACAGGUGAUACAUACAGCCAACGAGAUAUUGCAGACUUUCUGUCCAAUUGUGAACAAGAAGAAAGAAGAACACACACAGUCGAGGAAGAUGAAGAGAUGCAAGAAAAUGAAGAGAUGCAAGAAGAUGAAGAGAUACAAGAAAACGCAGAAGAAGUGAAUAAACAAGAAGAGCGGCAACGUUUAUAUGAGCGUUUGGAGCUGGAUUUAACACAAGAAGCGCCUUUUAUUUAA
This is a messenger RNA of Osmia lignaria (orchard mason bee), 1113 nucleotides long. The record is from RefSeq and is a predicted model, not a curated record. Lineage: Eukaryota; Metazoa; Arthropoda; Insecta; Hymenoptera; Megachilidae.